UAUAUAUUAUAUAAAUCGCAAAACAAGUCGUUGACAUUUUAAAAUGCAAAUAGUCGCAAAUUCAGAAUCAAUUCACUUUGAUCUUUGCCCUUGAGGCAGUCAAGAAAUUAAUCUGACUAGCCGCUAUUCUUUAGCCCACUUGCGGACCAUGACUUACUUCGGUUCCUCUAGGCUGGUCUAUAUAGAAAAGCAGCUGCUACCCAGACAAGCUCAAACAGGAAAUGAUUCGAAUCAAGUUGAGUAGAUCGUAGCAGUCUUUAAAAAUUGCAAAUAUAAUCAUUGAUUAUAUGUUAUAGCUGAAAGAAUGUGCACAAAACUCUCCAUAUCCAUUAAAAAUGGGAAAUUUGAUUGACUUAUUUUAAUUAAUUGUUAAUAAAUAAGUGACGAAUAAUCGCGUCAUAUUCAAUAUCCGGAAUUAUGUACUGUGGAGGCCAGACGAUUAAACACGCACACACACACGCACUGGUGUUGCCACAUGACAAAAAUGCUGGGACAGUCUGGCUACAUUUCGCGCCAUAUGGUCAGCUACAACGCGGUUCAUUGUUUACAAAGUUAAUUAUCCUUGUAGAAAUCAGAAUAUGAGUAGCGAAUCAACUGAGCCUGUUGAAAAUGCUGCUGACAAUGAAAAGCGUCCACAGUUUGGCACACGCUUGCUCACGGAUGACGCCGACGUUUACAAGCACAACGCAUGGGACCACGUGGAAUGGGAUACAGAGCAGGAGGAAGCUGCGCAAGCAGCUGUAGCAAAGAAUUCCACUAUUAAGAUGAGCAGUGAUCAGCGCGAACGCUUUCAAUCGGAGGCGCCCAAGUUCUGGGACUCGUUUUACGGCAUACACGAUAAUCGUUUCUUCAAAGAUCGCCAUUGGCUGUUCACGGAAUUUCCCGAACUGGCGCCAAUGUCGAACAACGAGCAGUCGGAGCCACGCAGCAUCUUUGAAUUGGGCUGUGGAGUUGGCAAUACCAUUUUGCCCAUACUCCAGUACAGCACGGAAUCCCAGUUGAAAGUCUAUGGCUGUGAUUUCUCGGCCCGUGCAAUCGAAAUCCUGCGUAGUCAACCGCAAUUCGCUGAUAAACGAUGCGAAGUCUUUGUGAUGGAUGCCACUUUGGAGAAGUGGAACGUCCCAUUCGACGAAAACUCACAGGACAUUAUUGUCAUGAUCUUUGUGCUCUCUGCAAUUGAGCCUUCGAAAAUGCAAGGUGUGCUAGAGAAUUGCUAUCGCUACCUUAAACCUGGUGGCUUACUGAUAUUUCGGGACUACGGACGCUAUGAUCUUGCGCAAUUGCGUUUUAAGAGCGGUAAAUGCCUGGAGGAUAAUUUCUAUGUGCGUGGCGACGGCACCAUGGUCUAUUUCUUCACAGAACAAGAGUUGCGCAGCAUGCUAGCCAAGACUGGGCUAGUGGAGGAACAGCUUAUAGUGGACAGACGAUUACAGGUCAACCGGGGACGUUGUCUCAAGAUGUAUCGUGUUUGGAUACAGACAAAAUUCCGGAAGCCUCUCUUAAGCCCGUAGAAAUCAAUGCUACU
Drosophila hydei is the source of this 1525-nucleotide messenger RNA. RefSeq names its product methyltransferase-like protein (gene Mettl2). NCBI's taxonomy places the organism in Eukaryota, Metazoa, Arthropoda, Insecta, Diptera, Drosophilidae. Bases 579 to 1511 code for a protein of 310 amino acids. Gene Ontology annotation, molecular function: tRNA (cytidine-N3)-methyltransferase activity. The record is from RefSeq and is a predicted model, not a curated record. The transcript is spliced from 3 exons.